AUGACUAAAAAAAGGAAACGUCAAGAAGACUUCCAGAAAGUGAAAUUGAAAGUUGGGAAAAAAAAACCUAAACUAGAGAAUGCAACUGAUACUACCUUCAAAACAAAGGCCAUACAUAUUCCCGAGCAGCUUAAAGAAGAUGGAGUGCUUCCUACACAAAACAGAAAACUUAACAUAAAGGAUCUGCUUUCACAGAUGCAUCACUACAGUCCUGGGGUUAAGCAUAAUGCACUUACUGGGCUGAAAGAUCUCCUGUCUCAGUAUCCAUUUGUAAUUUAUGCACACCUUUCAAAUAUAAUAAGUGAGGUGGCAGCUGUGUUUACAGACAAAGAUUCUGGUGUCAGAGGAGCAGCUGUUCACCUGCUGCAAUUCUUGGCUUCAAAAAUAAGAGCGGAACAGAUUGCACCGUUUUUUCCUUUGGUAAGUGCCCAUCUCUCCAGUGCCAUGACUCAUAUCAGUGAGGGAAUUCAGGAAGAUUCAUUGAAAGUCUUGGAUGUUUUGUUGGAAGCAUACCCAGCUCUUCUCACAGACCGCAGCAGUAUAUUGUUGAAGAACUUUGUAGAGCUUAUUUCUCACCAGCAACUGUCAAAAAGACUGAAAAGCAGAGAGAAACUUUCUUGGAUGCUCUCUGUUAACCCAAGUCGCAGAGUAACUUCUCAGCAGUGGAGGCUGAAUGUACUUACCAGGCUCAAGAAGUUUCUGCAAGCAGUGGUAGAUGGGUCCAGUGAAAUAGAGGAUGAAGGGCUUCAAGAACAGAAGGACAGCCCUCAUUCUGUGAGGAACCCCAUAUAUAUAAGUUGGAAACUCCAUGCAAAUAAUCAGCAACAUAUACAGCUGUUUGAAAAUGGUGGCUUACGACCAAAGAUCAACUCAUCGUUUAGACUGAGGUCUCUGGCAAGUGUAAUGGACAGUGCAGAAAAGGGCCUGUCCUCGGCUGAAAACUUAAAAGGUUUUAUUGAGAUAAUAAUUCCGUUACUGAUUGAGUGCUGGAUUGAAGCAUCUCCUGCACAAUCAGCUCCUAUUCUUGGAAACCUUUUGGAAUCAGAAUCUCAGCAUCUUAUGCAGCAAGUGCUUAGUAUAAUACAUUUAUUGUGGAAACUCACAAAGCGACAUGAUGAAACAUACAAAAUGGAGCUAUGGCUUCGAAUGAAUUACCUUGUUGAUUUCAAGCACCACUUCAUGCGCCAUUUUCCUUACUCUUUGCAAGAAACAGUAAAGCACAAAAAGAAAGAUUCGUGCAAAGGCAACAAGUAUUGUGUGACAUCUUCAAACAGUGUAGACCAUCUUUUGCUAAAUUUAACCUUGUGUGACAUAAUGGUUUCACUAGCAAGUACUUCAACACUUCAGAUGGAUUCUGGUUGGCUAGACAUGAUAAGGAAAUAUGUGACAGAUACUCUUCAGGAUGGCAGCAAGCUGAAUAGCAAGCAGGUGAACAGAUUGCUUGGUGUGACUUGGAGAUUAAUGCAAAUACAGCAAAACAAAGUGGCAACAGAGCCCUUGAUAAAGGCAGUGUAUACACUAUACCAGCAACGGAAUCUCCUCUUUCCGGUUCGUACGUUGCUUUUGAAAUUUUUUAGCAGAGUUUACCAAAAAGAAGAUUUGAGGACUCAAAGAAUCAGAAGUCGGAGUAAAGUUCUGUCCCGCUGGUUGGCUGGCCUACCUCAGCAACUUGCUCUGCUUGGCUUGAGGAACCCUGAGCUUUCAAAUCAGCUGAUCGAUAUUAUUCACUCUGCUGCUUCUCGUUCGAACAAAGAAUUAUUGCAAAGUUUACAAGCCACUGCUGCUCGAUUAUAUGAUCCGCUGGAGGGCACACUGGUCCUGCUGCCGGCCGAGGCGCAGCGGCGGCUGGUCCAGCUCGUCUACUUCCUGCCCUGCCUGCCCGCCAGCCUGCUUGCCUGCCUCAGCCGCUGCUGCAUCAUGGGCAGGAUGUCCUCCGAGCUGGCUGCCACGCUCAUCGGGAUCCUGCGCAUGAGAUCAUCCUUUGCAGGCUGGAAGUGCCAAGUGCAGGAUAAUUCAGUGAAUGAUGUGGACUAUUUCAGCUUCUUGUUUUCAACCCUUAUAGGGUUUUCAAGAGAGGAGUUGACUAGUCUCCAGGGCAUUAGAGGAAAACCACACAUUAGCCAGACACAGCUUUCACCUGUCCGUCUUUACCUAACUGAUCUGGACCAGUUUUUACACCACUGGGCUGUGACAGAGGUCAUCUGUCACAGCUUGUCCACUAUACCUUCACAAAGUCAGUGUUUUGACAUUCUCCAGACGGGCAUCUGUAAAUACCUGGUUGGGUUGGUUGUAAUACCUGAUAGCACAGCUGGAUCUGUUCUAUGUGCCAUAAAUAAGCUCUUGGAUCAAGCCUGCAUCCUAAGUGAAACCCUGCACAAGUUCUUAGCCUCUUGUUGUUACAGCCUUCUGUACUUUCUGCUAACGUUAGACAAAGAGGACGCAGAACACCUACAGAAAAGGGAUAUGCUGUGGGGAUCAUGUAUUUCUGCAUUAGCACUCCUGCCACGAUUACUGAGACUGAUGCUGCAAAGUCUGCAAGUGAGCAGGAUCUGUCGGGAAGAACUGCCGGUUGUUGCUCAGUUGCUUCGCUUACUAAUGCAGCAUGGUCAGCUCAGAAGCCAUAUGAUCACAAAUGAAUUUCUGGUGCAGCAGAUUAUCAAGGACAUCAUGACGCUGAAGAGUGGUGAAGUUCAGGAGCAGUGGCUAACAGACCUCCACUACUGUUUCAACAUUUACCUUGCCUCUCAUCCCCAGGGACCUGGCCCUAUGAAUGCGGUAUAUUAAAGAGGUUGAACUGCAUUUAUUGUA
Molecule: messenger RNA, 2808 nt
Organism: Indicator indicator
Lineage: Eukaryota; Metazoa; Chordata; Aves; Piciformes; Indicatoridae
Gene: TEX10
Product: testis expressed 10
Exons: 14
Coding region: 1-2784 (927 amino acids)
Cellular component (GO): nucleus; MLL1 complex
Source: RefSeq, a predicted model, not a curated record